Messenger RNA from Rhopilema esculentum, 3504 nucleotides. Lineage: Eukaryota; Metazoa; Cnidaria; Scyphozoa; Rhizostomeae; Rhizostomatidae. The record is from RefSeq and is a predicted model, not a curated record.
UCAAUUUCAUAGCAGAAAUCGGGAAUUCAAUUACUGAGAAACUUACUUUUAUCUUCGUGAAGUGCUGAGAUAUUUCUGUUAAUAUGGAGGUCGGAGAAGCUUCUCUUCUUGAUUAGCCUUGCUACUGAGGGACUACCUUCUGAAAGAUUCCCCGAACAUAUCAGUUCAUAUCCCAUUGAUACUUUUGCUUCCUUCAUUUAUUCUUUUCCUAUUCAGCAUAUAAAUCCCUGUAAUUUAAUUUUUUUGUUUCUUGUACAGGCACAUUGUAAUUGUGGAAAUGUAUUUUGUCGCCUGAACCAGAUCAAAACUGAGAAACGAGAGUUCUAAGAAUCUGUAGAAAGCCAAAUAACACAAAAAAUAGCUUUACUUGACCAUAUUUUUAGAAAAAGGCAUGGAUAAAACUCGCUGUUCUCGCUCCGUACUCCUAUUCUAAUAGAUUUAUGUCCGCAAACGAAACGACUUCCCAACUCGCAACUCGCAGAUUGAGCAUCUUGGAUUGCAUUGUUGCUAUGGAAGGUCAUUCAGGUCAUUGUUGCUAAUCGAAGGUCAUUUAGGACAAAGUAACAUGAAGUACCUAUUUCCCACGGACUGUUGUUUCCGUGAAUGCUUAACCAUUUGUGCCCCUACUCAUGGAAACCAGCAAAGGUCUUGGUUGACAGCAAAGGAAAUUGAAGGAUCUUUCUUGGAUCAUAUUUGAUGUUGUGAAUAUUUUAAGUAUGCUUCAUUUAGACAUACAGCCGGUGAGCUCUUGCAAGACUUUUGUCAGCCAGAAUGGUGUAUUUUAUUACCUGUGAACCUGGUUGAAUUAUGGAUAAGGCGAUAGAAGAACAGAUCAAUGCUGUUACAACACAUGAUACACCUAGGUCCAUUGAAGUUAAUCAGAAAAGCCCAGAAAGUAGUAGGACUUUUUUAGAAAAUUUCAGUCCAAAGCCAUUUAUUAAGAAUAAGCCCCAGCUGCCAAAAAAGCCAGCAUUUCUUUUUAAGUCUAAUAUUUCAAAUCAGGGAUCUAGCCCUGGUCAAAAUGAAAGGUAUGCUUCUCAAUUUGAGAAUACUAGGCAUGAAGAAACUGAUAAGAAAACUUCUUUGAAUUGUAAAGAUGCUGGAUUCUCAAGCAAGGGAGAAAAUGGAGACAAAAUUGAUUAUGGGAAUUUAUCUUCUUAUAAGGACACAACAGAGGGAAGAAUAUUUCCAAUAUUGGGUAGAAAUGGUAAGGGAAGCAAUGGUAUUUAUGGCUUGAAUACUGAAUCAAGUAAUGUUUUUGAUGAUGUAGUGACAAAAAGUGAAAUGGAAGAUAUGGAAAAGGACCUCAAUUACACAGACAAGGAGGUUUGUGUAUCACAACAGGUUGGCAAUGCUAUGAGUGACAGCUCAGUAUCAAUGCAAGAUUCUAAACUCUUGACUGAUAAUUUUGAUUUUGUACAGGAAGAUGUUUUCAAUUGUUUUGAAGACAUAACAAAAAAUCCAGAUCAAAAAUUUUCUUGUGAUAAGGAAAAAGAAUUUCCUUUGAGUGGUAUAUCACAGAGAGAUGAAAUAUUGUUGGCAUAUGAUAGAACAUAUGAAAAUGCUUCAGAUCAAAAGAAUACCAAUUGCAGAAAUUCUGUUGCUGUGAAUAAUAAACAAGAAAAAGGGACAAUUUUGAAACCUCGACCAUCCAGACCACCACCUCCACCCCCUCAAAGACAAAAAUACCAACAAUUAAGUGAUAUAAAUUUGGAUGAAAAGAGCAAUGCUUUAAACCUGCUUGAUGAUUUCAGUGAGCAAAAGAUUUUUGGUUUCAACCAGAAAACAACUAACUAUGGAAAAGAAGAUAAACUUUUAGAAAAUAAUGUGAAAUGUGAAACAGUUACUUGUGAUAAAGAUGGUGUUCAAGAAAAGGAACCUUCAAAGGAAUGUAUUGACAAAAAGACUAUUGGGAAAGUGGAUGAUGAAAUACUCACGAUGAAGGACAAAAAUGAUGAGCAGGGAAAAAUUGGACCUGUGGGGGAGAGUCUAAACUUACCACAUUUAGAUGGAAAGCAUUUUGAAAGCGUUUGCUCGAGAAUUUCUGGUCAAGGAGCAGUUCCAACUUCGCCGGUUAUGAAGAGAGAAAAUAGGGUUGCGAUAAAAAACAAAAAAGAGAAUCGUAAAAGCUGCCCUCCCCCAGAUACCACAACUGUAGAAGCGAAGGAAGAAAUUAAAGAAACUGUACUAAAUAAAUGGAAAUAUAGAAGCUUUGCUGUUGACAGUCAAAACAAGAGGCAAAAUUCUUCCAAGCCAGAGUUGUUACAGCGACUACAAGAGCAACGAAAAAAGUCAGAGGAAAAAGGACACGAAAGCGCGACAACUUUUUCAAAGCCAAAGUCACUGCCAGCGAUUAAGGAUGAUGUUGAUGAGGAAAUGGAGGAUGCCGUUUUCUUCGACUACGUUUUGGUUGUUAAACUUCGAAACAGUGAAAAUGGAUUAGAGCCAUACAUUUCAUUCAGAUUUCCACCAAAGCAAAAGUAUGAUAAAGAGAUUGACGAACGCGUUGCAAGCAUUCCUCAGUUUUGUUUCCCCGACCUAAAAGCUGGAAUGAGGGCAGAUAAUUAUUUAGAGCAUCAUGUAGGGUUUGCAUCAAGCGAAACUUUCUCUUUCGUUUUAACUGACAUGAUGGGGCAGCGACUCUUUGGAUAUUGUCGUCAAAUCCAGGUGAAAGAAAGAUCACGGGAAAAAUCUUCAGCAGCCUUGUUACCUGAAGUGUAUUGCAUCGUUAGUCCAUACGGACUAUUUGGUUUGUAUUCCCAGAUUCUCGAUGAAGUUGAACAGCAGUGUGCUUUUUCGUCUUCUCAUGUUUUUGUUUUUCUGAAAGCGGUUCUUUCACAUUCAUUACCAAGAGCGGGUGGAACUAUACAAGUUUCAUUUUAUUCGGGUGACUCUGUAGGCCUAAAAUCUUUAAAAUUGAAGAGGGAAGCUGACUCAUCCAUCCACGAACACGUCGAUUUAAGCCUUUUGUUUGAAAGACUGCCUGUUUCUGUGAUUUUGAGUACAUUGAGCGCUCUAAUGUUGGAGAGAAGAAUCAUCCUAGCGUCAACACAGCUAAGUUUGCUCUCUGCCUGCUGCCAUGGAUUUGUUUCGUUACUAUAUCCGUUCAUCUGGCAGCACACAUAUAUCCCCGUUCUUCCCUGUACCCUCGUUGAUAUGUGUUGUUUGCCGACCCCGUAUCUUCUUGGAGUUCUUUCAGGCUGCUUACCAGAAAUCGAGGACCUGCCUAUUGAUGAAGCUAUCAUUGUUAAUCUUGAUCAGAAAAGAAUUCUGAGAAACACUGAUAUGGACAGUAAAUGCAGUUUACCAAGUCAGAUUGAGAAUCAGAUUGAGAGUGGUUUGACCGUAGGUCUGGCAGCAAGCAAGUCAUUGGAAAAUGAUAAAAAGAAAAAGAAUACAAUGAUAACUGAAGUUUUUGUCCGAUGCGCGUAUUUAAAUCUAUUGGUGAAGCGAAAUAUUUUAAAACCAUUGACACGCAUCAUCUCAGACCUUUUUGAGUUGUAG